This is a messenger RNA of Lytechinus variegatus (green sea urchin), 1647 nucleotides long. RefSeq names its product autophagy protein 5-like. The transcript is spliced from 9 exons. Gene Ontology annotation, cellular component: cytoplasm; Atg12-Atg5-Atg16 complex; phagophore assembly site membrane. Lineage: Eukaryota; Metazoa; Echinodermata; Echinoidea; Temnopleuroida; Toxopneustidae. Bases 113 to 937 code for a protein of 274 amino acids. Gene Ontology annotation, biological process: autophagy of mitochondrion; autophagosome assembly; C-terminal protein lipidation. The record is from RefSeq and is a predicted model, not a curated record.
CAUAAGCUGAAUAGAAAAGCGGAAUCGAAAGAAUGCAGGACAGUGGCAUUAAAAUUGAUUAAAUCAUUUAAAUGCUAAAUAAUAAAUUUUUGUAAGAAAUCAAGCAGGCAGGAUGGCAGAUGAUCGUGAAAUAUUGAGAGAGAUUUGGGAAGGCCGUAUUCCGGUUACCUUUGUUUUAGCCGAGGAUGAAUCAUCAACAGAAAAUCCGGAACCUUGUGUGCUCAUGGUGUCGAGACUGACAUAUAUCACACUCAUAGCUGAGAAAAUUGAGAAGCAUUUCAAGAAGUUUACGGCAAUUGAUGAACAGGACGAAGUCUGGUUUGAGUCAAACGGACAGGCACUCAAAUGGCAUUAUCCAGUUGGAGUACUGUUUGAUCUGCACAUGCACGACAAGCCUUUGCCAUGGAGAAUUACAGUCCAUUUUAAGAAUUUCCCGGAAGAUGAAAUACUCCAUUGUAAGAGCAAAGAGGUGAUAGAAGCCCUGUAUAUGUCUAGUGUCAAGGAAGCAGAUGUCCUAAAACACAGAGGGCAAGUAAUGAACAAUCUGCAGCAAAAAGAUCACAAACAACUUUGGACCGGGCUACAGAGUGACAAAUUUGAUCAGUUUUGGACGACGAACAGACGAUUGAUGGAGAGACUGAACAACGAUCCAUUCAAAUACAUUCCGUUUAGAAUAUAUCAGAGUGACAAGCUGCAUGUUCAGAGAUUAUUCAAACCGGUCAAUGACGAAGGGGAACCCAGGACGUUGCGUGCUCUACUCAAAGAAACCAUGCCAAACAUCUUUGCAGAUCCAGAUAGCAAAGACCACAAGGUAUUGAUCCAUGGUAUCGAGACUCCACGGGAUACCCCUGUUCAAUGGCUUAGUGAACACCUCAGCUACCCAGAUAACUUCCUUCACAUGUGCAUCUUACCUGCGCAACCAAGCAAUGAACUUUGAUGCUGCGUUCAUACCGGCAAGCUGAGUGGUUUGGAGACUCACAGAGAUUUCUGCUGACAUUGAACGCUGCUGGUUUACACUGGCAAUCUGAGUAGAAGGGAGAGUAACAGAGAUAAGCUGAGAGGUCUGGAAACUCAGAGAUUACUUUGGACAUUGUUGCGUUCACACUUUCAGGCUGUAUUGGAGAUAGAGACUCAAAGAGACAGCCAUAGACACAUUCUUUUUGUGUCAUUCUCACAUGUGUAUGUGCACUCCUCUCACAACUCAACACAGACUCAUGAUGCUUCUUUUACAUUCACACACUUAACACAUAAAAUAUGGAAUGCACCAGUAUAGGAGCUCAUGGAACAGAUACUUAUGAUGCUAUGGCCUAUAUCUAGUUUAACUUGAUUGACAAAGACUUAAUGAUUCUAAGUUCAUAUUUCACAGGCCAUACAGGUCAAGUCUUGACCGCACCUAGUUUAGCUUGUUCAACAGACUCCUGAUGCUCAGGACUUCACCCACUUUAACUUGUUUAGCAAAGACUCAGAUGCUACCUUCACUUUCACAGACUUAUCUACUUUGUUAAUGUUGACAAGGUUUGUUUGUUAAACUUGACACAGAUGUCAGAUUGUAUGAUAGGAAGGCAGUGGUAUACUGAAGGGGGAGCAUGUUCUGCCAAAAGUUUCAAAACCAAGAGAAAAUAAAGAAGAAAAGGAAAUUGUGAAAUG